AUGGAAGAAGCCAAAAGCCAAAGUCUGGAGGAAGACUUUGAACGACAGGCUACACAUACUGGACCCAAAGGAGUAAUACAUGAUUGGAGAAAGUUUAAAUUAGAGAGUGAAGAUAGUGAUUCAAUUCCACCUAGCAAGAAAGAAAUUCUGAGACAGAUGUCUUCUCAGGGAAGAGAUGAUAAAGAUUCAAAAGAAAGAGUCUGCAGGAAGAUGAGUAUUCGAGAAUAUGAGCUAAUCCACCAAGACAAAGAAGAUGAAAAUUGCCUUCGUAAAUACCGUAGGCAGUGUAUGCAGAACAUGCACCAGAAGCUGAGUUUUGGGCCGAGAUAUGGGUUUGUGUAUGAGCUGGAAACUGGAGAUCAAUUCCUGGAAACCAUUGAGAAGGAGCAGAAGGUUACCACCAUUGUGGUUCACAUUUAUGAAGAUGGUAUCAAAGGUUGUGAUGCUCUAAACAGUAGCUUAACAUACCUUGCGGUCGAACACCCUAUGGUCAAGUUUUGUAAAAUAAAAGCAUCUAACACAGGUGCUGGUGACCGCUUUUCCUCAGAUGUGCUACCUGCACUGCUCAUAUACAAAGGUGGAGAACUCAUAAGCAAUUUUACUAGUGUUGCUGAACAGUUUGCUGAAGAAUUUUUUGCUGGGGAUGUGGAAUCUUUCCUAAAUGAAUAUGGACUACUACCUGAAAGAGAGAUGCUUGCUCUAGGGCAGACUGCCAAGGGAGAAGAUAUUGAAUAA
Messenger RNA from Condylura cristata (star-nosed mole), 735 nucleotides. RefSeq names its product phosducin (gene PDC). The record is from RefSeq and is a predicted model, not a curated record. Gene Ontology annotation, biological process: regulation of G protein-coupled receptor signaling pathway. The transcript is spliced from 3 exons. NCBI's taxonomy places the organism in Eukaryota, Metazoa, Chordata, Mammalia, Eulipotyphla, Talpidae. The coding region runs from base 1 to 735 and encodes 244 amino acids.